Messenger RNA from Ornithodoros turicata, 2197 nucleotides. RefSeq lists its product as uncharacterized. The transcript is spliced from 4 exons. The coding region runs from base 200 to 913 and encodes 237 amino acids. The record is from RefSeq and is a predicted model, not a curated record. NCBI's taxonomy places the organism in Eukaryota, Metazoa, Arthropoda, Arachnida, Ixodida, Argasidae.
UCCAUUUUCUGUUUUCUUUUUACACAAGCGUUAUGUAGGAACUCAAGGGCAGCAGUCCGCCAAGUCCUUCUUAUAGCGACCAGCGAAAGUGAACCAGUUUCAUUUUGCCUGUGCGAGGACGGUGUGUUUCUCACAGGCAUACCGCCGUGAAGUUUCGGAAUUGCUGCAAAUACUCUCAGAACCACGACACUUGGACAGCAUGACUUCCGUGCUUCUUUCUUUCUGCAUUAUUGCGGGGAUUUUGCGUCAAGCCGUCGGGGACAGCACGUCACCAAUUUCCGAUGUAAUGUCAACCACACCAGCAACUGACGAAUAUGACGAAGACAUAACAGAUGCCAACGACUUCGUCGACCAAAUCUUGGACCAGGUGAAGACUAACCCCAAGGUUCGUGAGAAGAUAACGCCCGUAGAGAUCGGAACCUUAGAGCAUAGCGGCUUUCGACUGCUCGACGUCAAACUUCAUGGGUUGGAGUCAGUCUACAGGAGCGACAACUGCACUUUUCGUUUCUCCAACACAUCCUUCGACAUUGUUGUACAUCUGGGUGCUCGAGAUCUCGCCGUCGAGUCCGCAUGGGCGAGGACGUUCAUCUACAUCCCAUUCAGUGGUCAUCUAAAUGCAAGAGUGGCAGACUUCGCUAUCCUAAUGGAUAUAAAUAUUGGUCAAAAUAGCACGUCAACUCUUCAGCGAUUGAAAGUAGUCCGCUUGAGCGACAUACAGAUCACAAAGGCAACUGGAGCGUCUGUCGUCUUCAACUGGGCGUUGCGUUACUUGUUGAACUGGGCCGUGAAUGCCAACAAAGGCAAAAUCAUAAAUCUCAUCGAAACAGACGGAGCUAUAGCAAUCAACGAAGGCAUGAAGGGUCUUGGCGAGCACUUCAACGCUUUAAACGAAUUUCGCAAAAGACGGCGUUGAGAAAACGAGCAGGCUUAAGAUAUUGGCGAAACUAGCAACAGCAAUCAAGCAUUCCACCACGCAUCCAGAAACGCAGCAGGUCAACAUUGUCUCAGGUCAUUGUCAACAGUCAUCGUCAACAACAGCAGUCAUUGUAAUUGUCAACAGGUUCUCGGUCCGUCUGCAUGCUGACGACAAAACAAAGCACAGAAAUCAUCUCCGAAUAAUGCGUUUUGUAUGAAGUGUUAUUCCAGUCCACGUUACUAUCAGGUUAUACUUCACGCACAUCUCGUCUUACACCAGUACGGACCAGAUCAUUUUUUUAAUUCCAUGUUAGCGCCGCGAAGCAACUGUGGCUAUGAGCGGCGUACAUACGUGGGCAGACGGAGAGAGGACAGCAGGAAGGAGUGGGGGACAGCGGGGUGGGGUUAGUAUGUGUCCUGGGCCGACUAGGGCCGACUUCAAGGGGAACUGUACAGACUUUCGUGGACCAUAUCUGAUCGCCAUAAGUAUCCCUUCAACCAAAGGUGAUUCACAUGUCAGAGCAAAGAAGAAGAGGAAGAAGAGUGGGAAAGGAGAGGGGAAAUAAGGUUGUCAUUUGGAAAAGUGGCUCCAACGCUCGGCCAAACCACCUAUCGUUUCACAUUUCUGCCCCAUUGGGACAUCAUGACGCUGCUUCGCGGUGUGCAACUUUCAAAGACCACUUAUGGUUAAACGAAAUGGGCACGAUGACUUACCGUUAAGCGCCGACGACGGAGUCUAGAUGUAUUGAAGUUGCUCACGAAUCAUGCAAAUAUGCUAUACGGCUUAACGGCUCGCAUAUAUAGAUAUCUAAGAACAAAGUAAAGUAUAUGCAUUCAGUAAUACUUUGUUGCCCACGUGGUGUCUCGCAAUCAAGCAACGGACUUCGAUUUUUUUUGUGGUUGGAAAAACUUCUGAAUGGAGUGGGCUAAAUUGUAUAGCGAUUUUUUCUCACAUUGAAAAUGUCGCGAUAUUGUUGCACUAUACGCUUUCAGCGCAUUGGUCCAGUAAUCCUGGCGACAACUAGCCAGGCUCACUAGACAACCAGGUGCAAUGAGUUGGUUGAGAGAGUCCUGGUUACACUCUUGGUGCCGUGCGCCUCAAAUUAGAAGUAAAUGCAUGCAGGUUGGGUAUUAACGACGGCUUUCCGGAUUUCCAGUCCGGACAGGGCGUCGAAUGCAUUCAAUGAACGUCUUUUGUGUAGCAUACAUCCUGGUUGUGUGACUCGUAUUUUGAACGUGCCAAAGCUGAGUGUGUCGCAAUAAAAAGUUCAAUGAAUUGUUA